This is a messenger RNA of Pyrenophora tritici-repentis Pt-1C-BFP, 1659 nucleotides long. RefSeq names its product Nfu-N multi-domain protein. The record is from RefSeq and is a predicted model, not a curated record. Gene Ontology annotation, biological process: iron-sulfur cluster assembly. Gene Ontology annotation, cellular component: mitochondrion. Gene Ontology annotation, molecular function: iron ion binding; 4 iron, 4 sulfur cluster binding. NCBI's taxonomy places the organism in Eukaryota, Fungi, Ascomycota, Dothideomycetes, Pleosporales, Pleosporaceae.
GCCAUUGCGACACCACGACCACAUUUUCGUACAAAGUCCCUACAAGCUAUUAGAAAAAUGGCCUCCAGCACACUGUCGCGUUCUGCUAUGCGCAGCCUCUCCCGUACGACGCCAUCUAUACGAUUAGCAACACCGCGCAUCGCCACAAGAUGUCUACAUCAACAACCAUCCCCCAUUACCGCCUCUCGACUCCAACAUAGACCCUCAGCACGAUCAUGGAGCCAAAACAUAGCAGUACCCUCAGCAUCAGUCACCCGGAGAACAAUGUUCAUCCAAACCGAGCCCACCCCAAACGCCGAUGCCCUGAAAUUCAACCCCAACCAACGCGUCCUCCCCGAAAACAUAUCAUCCCCCUUCCUCGAAUACCUAAACCCACGGUCCACGCUCGCCCCACCGCACCCCUCACCCCUCGCCGCCCAACUCAUGAACAUCGACGGCAUAACCAGCGUCUUCUUCGGCGCAGACUACAUCACAGUAACAAAAGACUCGUCCACACCCUGGGCGCACAUCAAACCCGAAGUCUUCGCCCUCAUCAAUGAAUACAUGACAUCCGGCCAACCUAUUGUCAACACCGUCGCCGCAAAAGCCGGUGAGCAGGGCCAAGGCGGCCAGGAAAACGACAGUCUGGCCUACGACGAAAACGAUGAUGAAGUCGUUGGUAUGAUUAAAGAGUUACUGGAAACACGCGUUCGCCCUGCGAUUCAGGAGGAUGGCGGUGAUAUUGAGUUUCGUGGGUUUAACGAUGGGCAGGUGUGGCUGAAGCUGAGGGGUGCGUGCAGGACUUGCGAUUCUAGUACUGUGACGCUGAAGAAUGGGAUUGAGAGUAUGUUGAUGCAUUAUAUUGAGGAGGUUAAAGGUGUGCAGCAAGUGCUGGAUCAAGAGGAGGAGAUUGCGCUUAAGGAGUUUGCAAAGUUCGAGGAGAAGUUGAGACAGCAGAAGGGGCCGGAUGCUGUUGCGGGGACGGUCGGUAAGGGGAGUUUGGAUUAUGUAGAGUGAGUGUUAGGUGGUGUCUGCAUGGGAGAGAGAUUAUGUGAUACCAAUGCAAUUGUAGUUGUUGCAUAAUAAAAAGCGUCCACAAUUGCACUUCAUUUCUACCAAGUAUUGGACUGUGAACUCGAGGAGGAAAGAUGUGGUAUAGGUAAACAAAGUGAUUAGGUAUCCUUCCACUGUAUAAAUUACAAAACAAGAAGGAGAUGGAGAUGGAGUUAGAAAAGUAUCGAAAAAGGUAGAGAUAAGGGGAAAGAUGUAGGCCCCAAGAAAACGCCACUUAAUGCCCAAAAACCCUGGGUAUUCUUUGGCAAUAACAAAGCUCAAUAAACACCAUUGCAAUUAUGCUCUCGAUCCAACCACGGCCGUCUAUACAUGAUCGUUCAUCUUUCGUUUUUCGUUUCUGUGCAUCUUCGUCGUGAUGCAACCGUUCCCUCGUAAUCUUGUUCGUCGUCUUCGUGCAUUCCCUCGUAUGCAAGCGUAACAGUCAUUCUGAACCAAACAGUGAGAAUAGGGUAAAGGAAACACAGACAGACAGACAGUGAAUCAGGACUAAAGGAGAUAGGGAAAAGGAAGAGAAUAGGUGUGUCGCUCAACAGGCGGGUACAUGAUCCAAACAUUCAUCAUCGUUGCCUCGUCGUCGUCGUCGUCGUCAUCCAAUAUGGUAAUAUC